UGCUCAGCCAAGCAUGUAGAGAGAGGGUGAGAAAGAUUUCGAGAGUCACCCAGGUACUGGCUGGUCUCGGAGUGAGACGGGGUGAAGAGAUGAACAGAUAAGGAAGCAUAGUUGAGCUUUAAUGCUUAGUAUUUUGGCUGGUUAGUGAUACGCCCACCUCGAAGGAUCCAGCUGAACUUGAAGUAAGAAGAGGCCAAAGUUAAUUUUCAGAACAGGAAAACGGUCUUUAAUUUAGUUCCUAUGGUUUUAUCUUUUGCUGUGCUGUCAGGGACACCUUCAAGGCAUCUUGUCGUUAAUUUUUUGGAUAAGUUACCCUGCCUGUGCUACUCUUAUGUGACACGUGGGGAAAAGUAACAGAAUUUGACUGAUUACUAGGAUAGAAGCAACUUCUGCAGUCCAGGAAUAAGACCUAUGGAUUUUGUCCAAAGUUAGAUGCUGCUCAGGCUGUUGACACUGCAUACCCUUGUGAUUUCAAACAUAGAUUUAUUGAAGAUUUGGUUUGAUUAUCUUGUCUACACUCACCGUUUGAUAGCCCAAUGCCCUCUGUACCAUGGGUCAGUGCACUGACCAGUCAGUCUGUCCACUCAGAUGACAGGAUGACCAACUAUUGGAGAAAAAUACUGUGAUUGCAGUGAUUUAAUGUCUACUUCAUACAAUACAGAGUGGUGUGGGGAAUCCAUGUAAAAGUGUCAGGAUUAAUCUAGAGGCCAGUGGGUUUAUUGCAGUACUUAACAGAUUCAGGCAGGGGGACUGUUUAAGUUUUUUAAAAUGUGUUUUACACAAGAAAGGAUAAUAUAAGAAAUUGGUCUUGGAUUUAUUAUGCAAGCGCUACAGGCACCAGUGUUAUUGCUUCACUAGGCUCCUUACUGGAAAUGGGAUCAAGAACGGUUCAAUAUGAGGAGGAUCAUUAAUGAAAAAAAACUAGCACAUAUCCAUUAAGAAAACAAUUUCCACCAGCGACACUUAUGAAAAAGUGACAAAUCUUAUCAAUUACUGCAGAAAUACUUGAUGUCACAGACUUUGACACAGAUCAAGAUUUAUUUGACGAGUGCAUGCUUCUUAUAGCUAUUUACAUAAAGGCCUGCAGAACAGUGCUGUACAAAUAAGCCUGGCUUAAAUGUGUCAACCCAGACUUAGACUGAAUUAGUAGGUCCUUCUAUUGUUGAUAGAAAGUGGGAAAAGUACUGGAAUUCAAGAUGACACAUUUCCACCGUUCUUUGAGUUUUCCAAGCACAACAACAGAGCCUGUGAGGAUGCCCUCCAACAAACACAUCCCCAUAGAUCGCUGGCUGAAAACAAUUGGACUGCCGGAAUACAUCAACAUGUUCGAGAGAUAUACGGGAGUGGAGGCUCUUCUAAAUGCCACUGAGUCCGACGUCAGAAACAUGGGGGUGUUAAAUGCAGCACACAGAGCCAGGAUCAUAAGUAGCCUAAGAAUAUUAAAGGAUAAAUACGAGAGAGGAGAGCGCACCAGGAUGUCAUCGUCAUCACUGACUAGAGUGUCAUCAAACUCGUCUCUGCCAGGAAACGUCACUGGAUCUAAUAUACCCAGGGUCUCUUCUAGUUCUUCGCUUCCUAGAAAUCCAUCGAGCUCUUCCUUAAAUGACUCCAUAUCAAACUCAAUAAACAACCAAGAUUACUUGCCACAAACUCCCAUCAACAUUUCCCCAGAGAAAUUGAAACAAGACUUGGAAAAAGAACUUAAAAUGGAAGAUAGCCAAUUAUGCAGUCACGCUUGGUUUCAUGGCAGCAUACCACGUCAGAAGGCGGAGAAGCUUGUCUUGCAUGAUGGGGAUUUCCUUGUGCGUGAAUCUGUCUCUCAGCCGGGAGAUUUUGUCCUGACUGUUCACUGGUGCGGUCUACCUCUGCACUUUGUGAUAAACAAGCACGUGACUCAGCGGGAUUCCCUCUAUUCAAAAGUACAGUUUGGCUUUGAGUCAGAUUUAUUGGACUCAGUCCCUGACUUGGUGAGGUUCUAUGUUGGCAGCAAGAAGCCAGUCACAGGGAAUUCAGGAGCUGUGAUAUCAACUCCAGUAAAUAGGACCAUGCCACUGAGUUACUAUGACACAAAAUAUGGGGCUGUAAAACAAGGCCUGCAGAGGAAAAUGUCUGACACAUACAUGCAAUCUGGGGUUAUCGUUGUAGGAGGGGGUGGGGGUGGUAACCCCCCACAAAGCCCCAGACCAAGCCCCCUCGCGACCCCCACAACCACCCCACGUUCCAGCCCACCUGGGAUUAGGAAAAUGGGCUACGGCAUGCGAGGUGGGGGAGGUCAACCGAUCUUGCCUUUAGACACGGAUAGUGAAGCUGGGAAGUUGAUCAAAAAGAUAGCGGAUGACAGCAACGGUGAGGUGAAGACGCUGAAGCAUAACAGGACAGCUAGCCAGCCCUUGUUGACACCCAUUGACGACGUAAAUGAAGACGAUUUGAGAAGUCCGACAACUCCCAAGAUGCAGAAGAGUCCAAGGAAUUCAAAUAUGCAGGCGGAUGAAAGGCGUGGCAGUUUGCCCUAUAGCCCUACAGCUACCCAGCCUCAAGUAGAGAGAAGGGGAAGUCUUCCACUGUUAGAUAUUGACCAAGAUCACGACACAACCCUCAACAGAACCCUACGCAGGCUCCAGCAAGACCACACAGGAGCAAACCUGAAAAAGUUUAACAGAAUUGGCAGUGAGCCAAAUUUACUCGAAGACGACCACCCUGGAGACACGAAAGAUAAUGGGGCAGUUAGCAUUCACAAAUCUGGAGUUUUAAAGUCAAAUUUAACUGGCUCAGAUGGUGACUUAAAUCGGCCUCCGCCUCCCAAACCCAGUAGAAUUCCUUCAAUUAAGCACAAAGAGCGCCCUCUGGUGGUUAUCAGAAAUCCUGAAGUGUGGGAAGACGAUGGGCGAGAUUAUUCAGACUACAGCCAAGUGAAAUCAGAGCCCAGCUGGGUGAAAGGCAGCAAAAAAUGGGGAUGCAAUAUUAAAACCAAAUCAAAAAAGAAAUCAGAUGAAAAUCAGAACAAUAUUGAUGACAGCAAUGUCAGCAUUCCAAAGUCUAAACUACGAGUUCAUAAAGGUAUAUCGUCAAAUGCUAACAGACCACUUGGGCUGCUGAUAGAGAAUCAGCCCCCAUCAGCAGACUAUGAUAUUCCACAGUCUGAGUUUUCCAAUAAGGAGGUACACUUGAAACGUCACAAUGACUCUGGUAUUGAAGAGGACGUGCAUGGUUCACUGAUGGAUAUGUAUUCCUCCCCCUCAUCUAUACCAGUAAAAGAAAGUGACCUUCAGAAUGACCAAAGGAUGGUUACAAUGCCAGACCUUGACCAAGUUAGUUGUUUCAAUCCAGCCAACUUCACAAGUUCAAUUUUACCCAAUGAGAAUAAACCCCUGGAAAGUUCUGCUGUUCUGUAUGUGAAGAAUACUCUAUUGAACAUGGAAGCAAAAAUUCUUGCACAGCAUUUUACAAAGAUUGACCUUGACCUUUUGAAGGUCAGCGGUGAGCAUGACCUUGGGGUUUGUGUGACCUCUGGAUUGGAGUUGAUUUCAUUAACACAUGGACAUCAGUUGAGACAGGAUGUCUUAGAGAGGUACCAUUGUCUAAGACAGUUCAUCGCCCUCAGCAUACUUAUUGGCAGCCAUGCUGGAGAAAGGGCGCAGGUCCUAGACAAGUGGAUAGAGAUGGCUGUAGUGAUGAAGGGAACACUAGGAAACUUGUUUGGGUUCCAUGCUGUGAUAACUGCACUUGGUCUACCUACAAUAACAAGAUUAAAGGAUACCUGGUUACUUCUGCGGCAGAAACACACAAGGAAUGCCUUCACCUACGAGAGCAAGCUGAGAACAAUCCUUCGCUCUAUGGAUGAAGCAAUGGACAAUUUGCCACUUCAAAAUGUCAGCAUACCGCAUAUUCUCCCUGUAGUUGAGCUAAUGGAAAGAGACUUCGAUUCCAUGUACGAUAUGACAACUUGGGAAGAGAAAGACGCAGAUUUGGGGCUGGAUAUGAUGCUUGCUCACCUAGACACUGCCAGAAUAGUUUCUGAGCAAUGCGGCCUGUACCGUGUAAAGGCCGAUUCUAUUAUGGACAAUUUUACAGCACAGGAUGAGAUUUUAGACAUUUUCAAAACUGAUUUUCACCUUAGGUUAUUAUGGGGUGCUAAAGGUGCUGCAGUGAAUCGGUACGAUAGGUUAACAAAGUUUUCUCAGAUAUUAAAUGCGCUUUCUGAAAGAGCAGAAUCAUCCCAGGAUCAUGGAACACCUUUAUGAACUCUUUAUCUUUGUAUAGAUGACUAAAUACAUGAACUGGUGACACCUUCCAACUCAACGCACAUUGGUCAAGUAAAUAUACUGGAUAUUAAUUAUUUCCUAAUUGGGUUAGCUGUUGGUGUAAUGAUACAUUCAAUACAGGGUUUCUUAAUUAACCUGAUACUCGCUGUCAGAUAUACAAUUAGGUCAGAGAAAAUAUGCGUUGCAAUAUUGUACUCAAAUUUUAAGAUUUCAUGCUUAUAAUAAUGAUGCAGCUUGCUGGUAAGCUUUACAUUAAGACUUUUGAUAUGCAUCAGGCAUGUAAAGAAUUAUAUUAUAUAACAUAGGUUGUAAUUCUGUUUAAGAGAAAAAGAUUAUUUUGAAUGAAGGACAUUGUUGAUAACCAACUAAGAAAUAUUUUGAAAUUGUAUAUUAAUUGAUAAUUUUCAUCUAUAUACAAGUGCAAUCAACCAAAUUUAACAUGAUACUUUAUGUCACAAUUCAAAGAUGAAUUGUUCCUGAUUUUUUCUCUUUUUAAAUUUAUUUUUUUAAAAUUUAAUUAAUUAAAUUAAUUUUUUGUGAGGGGAGGCAAUAGAUAAGUAAUUGGGCAGCAGGCUGCAAAUGAAAGUGGGUAGCAAGUUUAUCAAAUUUUACUAUGGAAUGGCCUAUAUUGAGCUUAAUGAUCUACAUGCAUAUAAAGACCCCUAUUUUAAUAACAUUGCCAAAUAUUAAAAUUGUAAAUUAGGUAUAUUUUACAACAUGUUAAGUAAAUACUGGAAGCUUUGCUUUGGCUCCUGUUCAUACACGUAGCUUUAUAUAAUAAGACAAUAGAAAGUUCAUGUCAUAUCAAAACUUUUAAAAUUAUAUUGGACAGUGUACAAGAUGGCUGGUGACCACAUCUGUGACAAUAAAUUAAAGGUAAAUAAAUUUGAUAAUAAUGAA
This is a messenger RNA of Lingula anatina, 5162 nucleotides long. Its product is annotated as breast cancer anti-estrogen resistance protein 3 homolog. NCBI's taxonomy places the organism in Eukaryota, Metazoa, Brachiopoda, Lingulata, Lingulida, Lingulidae. The record is from RefSeq and is a predicted model, not a curated record. Gene Ontology annotation, molecular function: phosphotyrosine residue binding; guanyl-nucleotide exchange factor activity. Gene Ontology annotation, biological process: positive regulation of peptidyl-serine phosphorylation; small GTPase-mediated signal transduction.